CUCGCUUGUCAGAAAGAAGACAAAUCGAGGAACAGACGGUACUCCUCGUAAUAAUCUUAUCACGCCUCUGCCUUUCGCUCACUUCUCAUGGAAUUCGCUACUUAAUUGUAUUAAAUGCGAUUGAAUUCGUUUGAUUCAUUGUGAACGACUCUUCUUCUUCUUCUUUCCGCAGUUCUGAGGAUGAAUGAUUGCAUUAACUGUGAAAUCCCGUAAGAAGUGCGAAUUGGAUGUGUUCGUCGAUUCCUUCUUCCUUAUUUAAUGUAAGAGAUUUUAUCAAUAUUUGCUGUUUUCCGGAUCUCUGGCAAAUUUUCAAGGAUAAAAUCGAUAGGAUCUGAUCUUAUCCGUUCUGAGUAUGCAAGCUCGGAAGUAAAAUCUAGAGAAAAAAAGAUAGCGAAAGAGAGUUAUUCGCAGUAUACUUUGACUGAGGUGGCGUGAGCUUGCGGACUUGGCUUUCUUGAUUGUAGAAAUUUCUUUUGAAGACAAAUGGUUGAAGGCUGAGGGGUGUGAGGGUUUCCUCUCUCCAAUCUUCAAGUAAAUUUUGCUUCACGGAGAACGGAUGAUCUAGGGCUGGAGAUGGUUGUUCGGGUUUGGUGCCACGGGAUUCUCUUACUCUGGUUUUCUCUUAGCUCCAUUGGAUUCGCCGAGCCUGUUGAAGAUAAGCAAGCGCUGCUCGAUUUCCAAUCCAAGAUCGCGCAUGGCUUCGCACUGAAUUGGAGGGAGGAUACCUCUGUGUGCGAGAACUGGAAGGGAGUAAUAUGUGAUGCUGAGCAUUCGCGUGUCAUCGAGCUUCGGCUACCCGGGAUCGGAUUCAAUGGAGAGGUCCCUCCCAAUACCCUCAGCCGACUCUCAGCUCUCCACAUCCUAAGUCUCCGAUCCAACGGCCUCACCGGCCCCUUUCCCUCCUCUUUCUCUAAUCUCAGUGCCCUAACGGAGAUUCACCUUCAGCUGAAUAACUUCUCUGGCCUCCUGCCUUCGGAUUUCCUUUCGUGGAAGAAUCUGACAGUGCUGGAUCUUUCCUAUAAUAGCUUCAAUGGGACAAUCCCUCCUUCCAUCUCCAAUCUCACUCAUCUCGUUGCAUUAAACCUCUCCAACAACUCCCUUUCUGGUCAUAUUCCAGAUCUCCAGCUCCCAAGGCUUCUAUUUUUCAAUAUCUCUAACAAUCAUAUCAAUGGCAGCAUACCCGCGUCCCUUCAGAGGUUUCCGGAUUCGUCAUUUUUUGGGAAUGAAAUAUCCUUUGCUGCUCCAGCUUCAUCUUCCCCCGUCCCGGCGCAACUCACUCCUGAUGCUUCAAGAAGAAAGAUUAGCGAAUCAGCGCUUCUUGGAAUCAUAAUUGGUGGUUCUUCUGCAGUGUUUUUGGUUUUCGCCGUCGUUCUUGUGAUUUGCUAUUCCCGAAAGAGAGAUGGGAAUACUGUAAUCAUAGGGAAGGAAUCUAAGGGCGAUGCAUCACCGGAGAAGACAGAUGCUAGGAAUUCCGAUGAGAGCAAACAGCUCGUGUUCUUUGAUGGUUCUUCCUCUGCAUUUGAUUUGGAGGAUUUGUUGAAGGCUUCAGCUGAGGUGCUUGGAAAGGGGAAUUAUGGGACGGCUUAUAAGGCCGUGUUGGAGGAUGCCUCAAUUGUGGUGGUGAAGAGGCUGAAGGAUGUUGCAGUUACAAAGAGGGAGCUUGAGCAGCUAAUGGAGGUCGUUGGGAGGAUCCGUCAUGAGAAUGUUGUGGAGAUGAAGGCUUAUUACUACUCGAAGGAUGAAAAGCUUGUUGUCUAUGAUUACUACAGCCAGGGAAGUGUUUACUCUAUGCUACAUGGAAGGCGAGGCGAAGGCUGGAUGCCACUAGAUUGGGAAAGCAGGCUUCUGAUAGCCCUUGGAGCUGCAAGAGGAAUAGCCUACAUCCAUCUCCAACAUGACGCCAAGCUCGUCCACGGAAACAUAAAAUCAUCCAACAUCUUCCUCAACAGCCGCCACUACGGCUGCAUCUCCGACCUCGGCCUGGCAGCCCUCGUAAGCCCCACAAUCCCCCACUCGUCUCGCAUCGCCGGAUACCGCGCUCCUGAAAUCCUCGAUCCCCGAAAAUCCUCACAAGCCUCCGACGUCUACAGCUUCGGAGUCCUCAUCCUCGAGCUCCUCACCGGCAAACCUCCCAUCCAGAUGACCGCAAGCGGCGGAGAAAUCCUUCACUUGGUUCGAUGGGUUCAAUCCGUCGUUCGGGAGGAGUGGACGGCUGAGGUUUUCGAUGCGCGGCUGAUGAGAUAUCCUAACAUCGAGGAAGAGUUGGUCGAGAUGCUCCAGAUUGCGAUGGCCUGUGUUGGAAAGAUGCCGGAGCAGCGGCCGAAGAUGGCGGAGGUUGUGCGAAUGAUUGAGUAUAUAAGGAGGUUUGAUAGCAGCAGUCGGCCGUCGGUGGAGUUGAGGUCGGAUGAAUCCAAGAGCUUGACGCCGACAGUGCUGCGAAAUACUCCAGAGUUGGAAUCCCCUCUGCAGUGAGACUAAUUAUUGUGUGUAGUAUGUUAUUUGUUUUAGAAUUGGAAAGAGGCGGAAGAUUUGGGCAGUGAGGUUCAUGGUUUUUCCUGGCUCUGUAAGAUCUGACUACUGAAUAAGUUCAGAUUUGAAGUCAUUGAUCUCAUACAGGAUUCUGCACUUGUCCUCCCUCAUGAUGUUUAGAACUAGUUAUAUGCUUAUAAUUUAUUUGGAUAAAAAUAAGCUAGAGAGUUUAAAUAGAGUUGGCCUUUAUUAUAUUUGACUUGACGAGAGCUUGAACUGAAUUUUUUUG
Messenger RNA from Phalaenopsis equestris, 2758 nucleotides. Its product is annotated as probable inactive receptor kinase At4g23740. The transcript is spliced from 2 exons. Lineage: Eukaryota; Viridiplantae; Streptophyta; Magnoliopsida; Asparagales; Orchidaceae. Gene Ontology annotation, biological process: protein phosphorylation. Gene Ontology annotation, molecular function: protein kinase activity; protein binding; ATP binding. The record is from RefSeq and is a predicted model, not a curated record. Bases 574 to 2472 code for a protein of 632 amino acids.